Physella acuta is the source of this 4156-nucleotide messenger RNA. Its product is annotated as ubiquitin carboxyl-terminal hydrolase 3. NCBI's taxonomy places the organism in Eukaryota, Metazoa, Mollusca, Gastropoda, Physidae. The record is from RefSeq and is a predicted model, not a curated record. Gene Ontology annotation, biological process: protein deubiquitination. Gene Ontology annotation, molecular function: zinc ion binding; cysteine-type deubiquitinase activity.
AGUAUUAUUGGGUAACCCAUAGACUGGAAUAGACUGUUUUAACAUCAAGUCAUCGACAUGGUUCUCCAAAUUACUAAUGUAUUGAAUUCUGUAAUCCGCUGAUGUUGAUUUUGAUAUAUAACCUAUUCAUUUUAAAAUUAUUGUUACUUCAUACUUGAAAUAAACAUAACCCUGGCUGCUAAAAACUUGCAACUUUGAAAAGCUGCAACCUCUAAUGGAGUGUCCACAUCUGGAGGACAGUGCCAGAAUAGCAUUUGACUUGUCAAGCACAACCACUGAUAGUUUAGGCAAACCUCCAGUUUUUAAAUGUUCAGCUUGUCAAACAGAAGAGAGUCCCUGGAUUUGUUUGACUUGUGGUGAUAUUAAUUGUGGCAGGUACAUUAAAGGGCAUGCAAAAGAACAUCAUGAGAAUCAUGAAAAACUUCAUGCUGUGUGCAUGGAUUGUCAUAGUUUGAUGGCUUUCUGCUACAAAUGUGAUGAUUUUGUUAUAAAUGAUACUAAUUUUGGACAUCUGGAAAAAUUACGUAAACAAUAUGAAUCACUCACCAAAGUAACGGAAACUAAAAGUGAAGAAAGUUGCAGCAGCCAAGUCACAUCACCAAAAAAAGUUCAGAGAUGUGAUUCAUCAGAUUCUCUAGAAAAUGAAAGAAAUCACAAAAAAAGAAAAAGGGAUAACCAUCAUAAACAGAGGCGGCCAAGAACAUCUGGCCUACGUAAUUUAGGAAACACAUGUUUUAUGAAUGCUGUUUUACAGUCUUUAAGUAAUAUACAGGAGUUUUGUGGCUACAUUAAACAACUUCCAUCUUUAGAGGACAAAAUACAUAAAGCAAAGAAAAUACAAAUUUCUCGUAAGACAAGGGAUUCUGGGGAGGAUGUAUUAUUAGUAGAAGAACUUAGGAAGACUCUUGUAGCACUGUGGCAAGGCACAAAAGGGGCCAUAUCACCUGAGUCUCUUUUUUCUGUUAUUUGGAAAGUUGUUCCAAGGUUUAGGGGUUACCAACAGCAAGAUGCUCAUGAGUUUAUGCGAUACCUUUUAGAUAGGCUACAUAUCGAGCUUCUCGAGCUGCUACCUUAUCCUAAUAACAAUUCUCCGUAUAUCGGUCCAAAAGGAAAGAGUACUAUAGUGACAGCUAUAUUUGGUGGUUUACUUCAAAGUGAAGUGAAUUGCCUUAUAUGUGGGAUGGAGUCCAAAAAGCAUGAUCCUUUCUUAGAUCUGUCUCUAGAUAUUCCAGCCCAGUUUUCUAGUAGACUUACUAAACCAAAAGAUGGAGAACCUAUUUGUACACUGACAGAUUGUCUUUCUAGUUUCACAGAUAUAGAAGAACUUGAGGAUUCAGAGCUCUAUAUGUGUAAUAACUGCAAACAAAGACAACGCUCAACAAAGAAAUUUUGGAUUAGAAGACUACCUAAUGUUCUUUGUUUACAUCUAAAACGUUUUAGGUGGAGUAUGUUUUGUCGUUUAAAAGUUGAAACGUUUGUUGAGUUUCCUAUACAAGCUCUAGACAUGAACACAUAUGUACUUAAUAAUUUGCAUGAAACGAGAGGAAGUUUUUCAGGAAGCAACUUGUAUGAUCUUGCUGCUGUAAUUGUACAUCAUGGUUCCGGGGCAGGAUCAGGACACUAUACGGCUUAUGCCACUCAUGAAGGUCAAUGGUACCACUUCAAUGACAGUACAGUGACAGCUUGUGAUGUGGACACAGUCAUGCGCUGCAAGGCUUAUAUUCUUUUUUAUGUUAGGAGAGAAAUUCGUCUACCUGACAGUUUGUGUGCCCGUACACACAGUAGCUUAAAUAGAAAACAGUUUAAUUUUUCUGAUGUUGAUUCUGAAACUAAAGACAACCACAAAAUGAAUAAAUUAAUUUCAAAUAAAACAAAAUGAAAUAUUUAGAAGAAACUUUUGUGAUUGUAAUGAAAUUCUUUUUACCUUAUCAAGAACAGUUACACAUGACAAUGCUGAAGUUAAAAGCCUAUAAAUUUAGCUGAGACGCCUAGAUUGUAAAACAUAGGAUCAAUCAAUUAUUAUAUUCUAUUUAUUUUAUCGCCACAGAACAAGUUUUUUGUAUUUACACUGGACAACAAAUCUUUUGUUUAUAAUUUUAUAUUAGCAAACUAACAUCUAAAAGGCCACUUCUGUAUUUACUAAGAUUUAUUUAUACAUGCAGUAGUUUUUAACCAUUGUAUACCAAUGCAAUCAAAAUUUAUUUAAAUUUGUAUUUUAUUAUAAAAUCUCAUUAAGAUCUGCCUUUUAUCAGUAGGCAAUUUCAAACCUUGGUCACAUACUUGACAAUCUGACACUUAUUGUUGUAUUAUGUACUGAUAGUCUAAGAAAGCAUUUAUUUUCUAGAUAAUUCAUAAUUAAACUAGUAGGGGGUGGGGUGUUAGAUAACAUUCAUACCUUCAUUCCUACUCAAUACCAUUCCUUUUUCAUUUAGAAUAAUUUUAUCUAUUGUUAGGUUGGGUUUUUUUUUUUGGAAUGGCUUCAUGCUUAAUUUAAUUAUUUUGUUUAGUACUAACAAAUCUUUGUUGAGAUAGGAUGUUCAAGUUCUUCUUGUAAUUUUUGGUUCUUUUUGUUAAAGCAGAAAAAAGGUAAUUCUUAUAUACCAUGGAAUGAUCAUGGUAACUAUUCUGACAAUCUCAGAAAUUGUGAUUUCUCUCAAGUCAGUGCAUUUUAUCCCUGAAGUUGUGAUUACAAACGGGUCCUUAUUGUUCCAUCUGUAGAUUCAAGACAUUUAUCAUUAACGUUGGUACAAGCAUGGAUGGAUGCAUGUCACAUUGAUUCAUGGCAAAAAAAUCUUAGUUAAAAAAUUUACAGCAGUUAUAUCUUUAGAAGCUAAAGGUAUAUAUGAAUGAAAUUGUAGUUGGUGUAUACUUUUUAUGCUAUUCUCACACUAAAUUAGUACAGGAUGUUGUGAAUGUUUGCUAUUAUGUAUUAAAAUGAAUGUUAUGUGUUACCAGUAAUGUUGCUGUAAAUGUAUUUCUAGUAAGAUAUCAAGCCAUUGUCAUGAAGCUUACUUGUGUACUAAAAGAAUAAACUUGAAUAAACCCAUCUGAGGCUUUUUAAACUGCAUCAAAAGACUUGAUCAAUAGCGUUUGAUUUCAGUUUUGUAAUUUAAAGUAUUUAAAAAAAAAUGUAAUUUUUUACUGUUGGUUAUGUGGACAUUUACAGCUACUAAUUGUGGUAAUAUGAAAUAGGUGUGUAAGAAUAUCACCAGUUUGUGUUCAACACAAUUGUUUGUAUUUAAUUUUUUAAAUGUUGAAUCAUUUUGAUUGUUUUUUUAUUGUCAUGCCACUGUUUUUUAAGUGAUUUAUUUUCCCAUUUUUUUUUUCUGCAGUUGCAAGGCUUAUGAUAUUAUAAAUGCAGUAGAAAAAUAAAUUAAAAAAAAACUGGCAAAAUUUUUGUUUAAUGCAUUUUGGUUUUACCAUAUGGCCUUGAUUUAAAUUGUUGAGCAUAAAUUUAAGUCACAAAAUAUAUAUUAGUAACAUUAGAGACUGCCAAGUAGUAAAUAAUUGUACAUCAUAACAUCAAGAAAUUCAACAAAAUUCCCUUGAAAACCAAGUAAGCCUUUCUUUGUUGUGGGCUGGGUUCUGCUGACUGCAUGAUAUCCGCAAUGAUGGUUAGUGAUUUUAUCCAUCCCAUCUACUGUGAGUUUAUCACUCAGUUGCUCUAAGAGUGGUGUAUGAUGUUUUAAAUCAUCCCAAAAAAUUAUAACUUGUAACAGGCACAUGGGAUAAACUUAAGGUGCUAUUACAGAACUUAGUGAUUAAUUUUAAUAGGGCAUGAAUACACAGAUUAAACUGCAUAAUAAAUGCCUAUUUUAAAAAAAAAAAAUUAACUCUAGGUGGUUUGUGUUUUACAUUUGAUUUGGAGUUUUACAUAUUUUGUUUUCAAAAUAAACUACCCUCCCGUAAUUUUUUUUUUUAUAGAUUCAAGGUAGCGUAUGCACUACCAAUCUGGCAACUUUUCAAAAAUAAUUUUAUCGACCUUUUUUGAAUAUUUUUAUUGCCAAAAACAUUUAUAUUGCCUAGUGAUCCAAAGAAUGCUAUAUAUAAUCUUUUAGCCUAAUAAUAAAUCAACAACUAGUCAAGCGCUACAGGUCUAGUCGUGCGCUUUUAUAAAUUGUGCUGAAAGAGUGAUAGAUUUACUCUUAGCACAAUU